AUGCUAUCGCGCCUCCUGCAAAUUUCCUCCAAACGGCUCAACCUCAAUCCCCGCGGCCUUUUGAGCGCGAAGACGGUAGCGCUCGCACGACCCCAGGUAUCUCAUACACCCAUCAGAAACUAUGGAAAAACGCCCAAAACCCCCGACCUGAUCUACGUGCCGCACGUGUUCAGAUGGCUGAAGACCAAGGUGCAACUGAAGUACCUGCAGAAGACGUGGGAUCCGGAAUUCACCGAAGGCGCCUUCAUAUACGGAACGACGCGCGCCGUAUGCCGGAUCACCGAGAUCAUCCACGACAACCGGCCCGAGGAGCUCGACAACCUGAUGACCUCGGUGGCCAGGCAGAAGCUGAAGGAAGUGAUGAAAACGAGACUGACCAAGAACCAAAAAUCCAUCAUCAAACUGAGGCCGGAGGACAUUAAAAUCCUCGUGCCCAUAGCGGUGCACUUCAAAUCGCUCAAAAGUUCCAAGAAAGAUUGCACGAUAACGCUGAGAAUUUUGGCGUUGAAGUGGGUUAGAUCCAAAGCGGGACCGAUGAGGCUGGUUUUAGUGGCCCUCCAGACCGAAUUUCAACGGGAUUACAGCGUUAAAAUCAAUUCCAAUUGGAAUAUUAGCGCUUUCGAUAUACUGGAAUGCGUCGUUCUACCUACCGCCCCGAGUUCCAGAUAG
Phyllotreta striolata is the source of this 669-nucleotide messenger RNA. The record is from the annotation of a GenBank genome assembly. NCBI's taxonomy places the organism in Eukaryota, Metazoa, Arthropoda, Insecta, Coleoptera, Chrysomelidae.